This is a messenger RNA of Mya arenaria, 14484 nucleotides long. RefSeq names its product fibrillin-1-like. Gene Ontology annotation, biological process: Notch signaling pathway; cell-matrix adhesion. The coding region runs from base 162 to 12335 and encodes 4057 amino acids. The transcript is spliced from 93 exons. Gene Ontology annotation, molecular function: oxidoreductase activity; calcium ion binding; Notch binding. Lineage: Eukaryota; Metazoa; Mollusca; Bivalvia; Myida; Myidae. The record is from RefSeq and is a predicted model, not a curated record.
CGAUGAAUUAAAGAUCAUUUUCAAACCUUUUUACAACGCCUGUAUAUAUCUACGUUUUAUAUAGGUUAAAACUUCCUGUUUUAGGUCAUUUUCUUUCAGGUUACCAUUUACAUACUGUCAGUCAAUCAGUUAUUUGUAUAACAAUACAUGGACUUAACAAAAUGGAUAAAUUUAAAUACUGCGCGUACGUUUAUUUGUACCUUUCACUUUCCACAGUUGCGAGCCUUGUUUGGACAAAUCACAGUACGAACGAAGAUUAUCCAAAUGUUGGAGAAGUCGAUGCUCUAGUCCCGUCAUCAUGUCUUAAUUUUCUUCCACUGGACGUUACAGGAAAUAAGAGUGCAGUUUCAUACAGCAUCGUAUCAGAACUUCCGGUAACAGGAGGAUUUGUGGUCGGUGGCGGUACGAACGGUAUUCACGCAACUGUCUUAAACUGCAAUUCAUCCACAAUCGUGCAAAAUAAAGUGAAUUUCUACACAGUGACUGUAAGAGCUAGUGACUUAGGUUCUGCUGUGGACAUCGUACUAUACGUGAUUGUUUACAACGUCCUAGAUCCUGGAAUGAGGUGCAAUUCAACUCGAGAAUGUAAACCAAGCUAUGUAUGCGAUACUAAUGCUGACCUGCCAAGCUGCACAAAUGCCAUUAACUUUGCCUGCUCAACCAACGUUUCCCAGUGUCCCACACAUGCGACUUGUUCCUCUGGAAUUUGCGAAUGCGCAGAUGCUUAUACACACAUGGGUGAACUAUGCUACAAUUUUCCAAACACCAAUUUUCUUCUUGUUGCGGACAUACCUGGCUUUCACGUUAUUGAACUGCAAAAUGAUGACUUCGGCGAUCGACUCUUCAACAAUUUAUCACACAUUGCUACCUCAGUUGUUGCCCUUGAUUAUGACUACGCUAGGGGCAGAGUAUACUUCACCGAUGUUGGAACACAAUCUAUUUACAGUUCGACAAUUGAUGGACAGGAUAUACAAAUGCAUAUCCACGAAAACAUUUCUAUUGUUGAUGGUCUCGCAAUUGAUGCGGAUGCAAGGCUGUUGUUUUAUACAGAUGCUGGAAAUGACAUAAUACGGAAAUAUAACAUUGAUAACCUUGCUGAUUUUCAAACUAUAAUUAGUUCGAAUUUAUCUGAUCCUCGCACAAUUGUUCUUGAUCCCACAAAUAGGAUGUUGUAUUGGACUGAUUGGGGCACAGCGACUAUUGAAAGAGCAACACACGAUGGACUGGAAAGGGAGAUUUUGAUAAAUGACUUUCUAUAUUACCCAAACGGACUCACGAUCGACUUCAUUGAGGGUCGUAUGUUUUGGGUCGACGCUGGCUUGGACUACAUUGGUUCUUCCAAUUUAGAUGGAACAAAUAUUUCAAUAGCGGUGACUUUUACCUCUAUCCAUGGCUUUGGACUUGAAUUAUACCAUGACCUUUUUAUCAUGUCUGACUGGGAGAGCAGGUCUGUGUCUUUCGUCUGGAGAAACGUGUCGCUUGGAGAACGUUUAUUUGGGUUUCAGAGGCCUUCUGAUAUACAUGUCUAUCUUGUUCAAGACUGUGGAGAGUUGAUCACGCCAGAUGGAACAGCUAACGGAACAGCGACGGUGUAUGGAACUAUUAGAUAUCUGACCUGCAACGCAGGGUACCAGCUAAAUGGAACCGGUUUCAUUCGAUGUGAAUCUGAUGGUAGUUGGAGCAUAACUUCAGCAUGUAUCGAAAAAGACGAAUGCGAUCCAAAUCCUUGUUCUAACGACGGCACAUGUGACGACUUAAUCAAUAGUUACAACUGCAGCUGCUCGCCUGGCUAUACUGGGGACAAUUGCGAAACAGAUAUUGACGAGUGCGAGUCCGAUCCGUGUGCAAACAAUGGAACCUGCAAUGAUGCAAUCAAUGAAUUCACUUGCUCAUGUGCGGCUGGAUAUAACGGAACGCUAUGUGAAUCAGAAAUAAACGAGUGCGACCCAGAUCCUUGUCUAAACGACGGUUCUUGUGAAGACCUAAUCAAUAAAUACAACUGCAUCUGCUCGCCUGGCUAUACUGGGAAUAUCUGCGAAACAGAAAUUGAGGAGUGCGAGUCCGAUCCGUGUGCAAACAAUGGAACCUGCAAUGAUGCCAUCAAUGAAUUCACUUGCUCAUGUGUUGCUGGAUAUAAUGGAACGCUAUGUGAAUCAGAAAUAAACGAGUGCGACCCAGAUCCUUGUCUAAACGACGGUUCUUGUGAAGACCUAAUCAAUAAAUACAACUGCAUCUGCUCGCCUGGCUAUACUGGGAAUAUCUGCGAAACAGAAAUUGACGAGUGCGAGUCCGAUCCGUGUGCAAACAAUGGAACCUGCAAUGAUGCCAUCAAUGAAUUCACUUGCUCAUGUGUUGCUGGAUAUAAUGGAACGCUGUGUGAAUCAGAAAUAAACGAGUGCGACCCAGAUCCUUGUCUAAACGACGGUUCUUGUGAAGACCUAAUCAAUGAUUACAACUGCAUCUGCUCGCCUGGCUAUACUGGGAAUAUCUGCGAAACAGAAAUUGACGAGUGCGAGUCCGAUCCGUGUGCAAACAAUGGAACCUGCAAUGAUGCCAUCAAUGAAUUCACUUGCUCAUGUGUUGCUGGAUAUAAUGGAACGCUGUGUGAAUCAGAAAUAAACGAGUGCGACCCAGAUCCUUGUCUAAACGACGGUUCUUGUGAAGACCUAAUCAAUAAAUACAACUGCAUCUGCUCGCCUGGCUAUACUGGGAAUAUCUGCGAAACAGAAAUUGACGAGUGCGAGUCCGAUCCGUGUGCAAACAAUGGAACCUGCAAUGAUGCCAUCAAUGAAUUCACUUGCUCAUGUGUUGCUGGAUAUAAUGGAACGCUGUGUGAAUCAGAAAUAAACGAGUGCGACCCAGAUCCUUGUCUAAACGACGGUUCUUGUGAAGACCUAAUCAAUGAUUACAACUGCAUCUGCUCGCCUGGCUAUACUGGGAAUAUCUGCGAAACAGAAAUUGACGAGUGCGAGUCCGAUCCGUGUGCAAACAAUGGAACCUGCAAUGAUGCUAUCAAUGAAUUCACUUGCUCAUGUGUUGCUGGAUAUAAUGGAACGCUGUGUGAAUCAGAAAUAAACGAGUGCGACCCAGAUCCUUGUCUAAACGACGGUUCUUGUGAAGACCUAAUCAAUAAAUACAACUGCAUCUGCUCGCCUGGCUAUACUGGGAAUAUCUGCGAAACAGAAAUUGACGAGUGCGAGUCCGAUCCGUGUGCAAACAAUGGAACCUGCAAUGAUGCCAUCAAUGAAUUCACUUGCUCAUGUGUUGCUGGAUAUAAUGGAACGCUGUGUGAAUCAGAAAUAAACGAGUGCGACCCAGAUCCUUGUCUAAACGACGGUUCUUGUGAAGACCUAAUCAAUGAUUACAACUGCAUCUGCUCGCCUGGCUAUACUGGGAAUAUCUGCGAAACAGAAAUUGACGAGUGCGAGUCCGAUCCGUGUGCAAACAAUGGAACCUGCAAUGAUGCUAUCAAUGAAUUCACUUGCUCAUGUGUUGCUGGAUAUAAUGGAACGCUGUGUGAAUCAGAAAUAAACGAGUGCGACCCAGAUCCUUGUCUAAACGACGGUUCUUGUGAAGACCUAAUCAAUAAAUACAACUGCAUCUGCUCGCCUGGCUAUACUGGGAAUAUCUGCGAAACAGAAAUUGACGAGUGCGAGUCCGAUCCGUGUGCAAACAAUGGAACCUGCAAUGAUGCCAUCAAUGAAUUCACUUGCUCAUGUGUUGCUGGAUAUAAUGGAACGCUGUGUGAAUCAGAAAUAAACGAGUGCGACCCAGAUCCUUGUCUAAACGACGGUUCUUGUGAAGACCUAAUCAAUGAUUACAACUGCAUCUGCUCGCCUGGCUAUACUGGGAAUAUCUGCGAAACAGAAAUUGACGAGUGCGAGUCCGAUCCGUGUGCAAACAAUGGAACCUGCAAUGAUGCCAUCAAUGAAUUCACUUGCUCAUGUGUUGCUGGAUAUAAUGGAACGCUGUGUGAAUCAGAAAUAAACGAGUGCGACCCAGAUCCUUGUCUAAACGACGGUUCUUGUGAAGACCUAAUCAAUAAAUACAACUGCAUCUGCUCGCCUGGCUAUACUGGGAAUAUCUGCGAAACAGAAAUUGACGAGUGCGAGUCCGAUCCGUGUGCAAACAAUGGAACCUGCAAUGAUGCCAUCAAUGAAUUCACUUGCUCAUGUGUUGCUGGAUAUAAUGGAACGCUGUGUGAAUUAGAAAUAAACGAGUGCGACCCAGAUCCUUGUCUAAACGACGGUUCUUGUGAAGACCUAAUCAAUGAUUACAACUGCAUCUGCUCGCCUGGCUAUACUGGGAAUAUCUGCGAAACAGAAAUUGACGAGUGCGAGUCCGAUCCGUGUGCAAACAAUGGAACCUGCAAUGAUGCUAUCAAUGAAUUCACUUGCUCAUGUGUUGCUGGAUAUAAUGGAACGCUGUGUGAAUCAGAAAUAAACGAGUGCGACCCAGAUCCUUGUCUAAACGACGGUUCUUGUGAAGACCUAAUCAAUAAAUACAACUGCAUCUGCUCGCCUGGCUAUACUGGGAAUAUCUGCGAAACAGAAAUUGACGAGUGCGAGUCCGAUCCGUGUGCAAACAAUGGAACCUGCAAUGAUGCCAUCAAUGAAUUCACUUGCUCAUGUGUUGCUGGAUAUAAUGGAACGCUGUGUGAAUCAGAAAUAAACGAGUGCGACCCAGAUCCUUGUCUAAACGACGGUUCUUGUGAAGACCUAAUCAAUGAUUACAACUGCAUCUGCUCGCCUGGCUAUACUGGGAAUAUCUGCGAAACAGAAAUUGACGAGUGCGAGUCCGAUCCGUGUGCAAACAAUGGAACCUGCAAUGAUGCUAUCAAUGAAUUCACUUGCUCAUGUGUUGCUGGAUAUAAUGGAACGCUGUGUGAAUCAGAAAUAAACGAGUGCGACCCAGAUCCUUGUCUAAACGACGGUUCUUGUGAAGACCUAAUCAAUAAAUACAACUGCAUCUGCUCGCCUGGCUAUACUGGGAAUAUCUGCGAAACAGAAAUUGACGAGUGCGAGUCCGAUCCGUGUGCAAACAAUGGAACCUGCAAUGAUGCCAUCAAUGAAUUCACUUGCUCAUGUGUUGCUGGAUAUAAUGGAACGCUGUGUGAAUCAGAAAUAAACGAGUGCGACCCAGAUCCUUGUCUAAACGACGGUUCUUGUGAAGACCUAAUCAAUGAAUACAACUGCAUCUGCUCGCCUGGCUAUACUGGGAAUAUCUGCGAAACAGAAAUUGACGAGUGCGAGUCCGAUCCUUGUGCAAACAAUGGAACCUGCAAUGAUGCCAUCAAUGAAUUCACUUGCUCAUGUGUUGCUGGAUAUAAUGGAACGCUGUGUGAAUCAGAAAUAAACGAGUGCGACCCAGAUCCUUGUCUAAACGACGGUUCUUGUGAAGACCUAAUCAAUGAAUACAACUGCAUCUGCUCGCCUGGCUAUACUGGGAAUAUCUGCGAAACAGAAAUUGACGAGUGCGAGUCCGAUCCGUGUGCAAACAAUGGAACCUGCAAUGAUGCCAUCAAUGAAUUCACUUGCUCAUGUGUUGCUGGAUAUAAUGGAACGCUGUGUGAAUCAGAAAUAAACGAGUGCGACCCAGAUCCUUGUCUAAACGACGGUUCUUGUGAAGACCUAAUCAAUGAUUACAACUGCAUCUGCUCGCCUGGCUAUACUGGGAAUAUCUGCGAAACAGAUGUCGAUGAAUGCCAAUCAGGUCCAUGUAGAAACAGUGGUUCGUGUAUUGACUAUGUUAAUCAUUACGAAUGCAGCUGUUCGCAUGGUUAUACUGGAUACGAUUGCGCAAUAGACUGUGGCGAACUUGUGACACCUGGCGGAACAACACAUCCUACAGAAGAUGCAACGGUCAGCGAUCUUACCUGUGAUGUUGGAUAUACUUUACAUGGGACUGGACACAUUUAUUGUGAGGGAGAGGGAGGCUGGAACAUCACUUCUGAUUGUGUCAUUAAUGAAUGCGAAGAACCCGUCACACCUUUUGCGACAACGAACGGAACUAAUACAGCAUCUAACUAUGGAACGUAUCUUCGUCUUGCUUGCAAUGAUGGCUUCACCUUAAACGGCACUGGAAUCAUACGUUGUGAAGCCUCUGGAGAAUGGAAUAUAACCUCAACAUGUGUCAUUAACGAAUGUGGUAUUUUGUCACCACCGGCACAUGGUAAGAUGGAUCUAACGAAUGCAAAUAAGUAUGGAUCGACCGCCGUCUUCACGUGCGAUGAUAGCUAUUACCUUAAUGGGAAGAGUUUCUUGAUCUGUCAAGCAAACAAGACGUGGAAUGGAACUACACCGGAAUGUGAAGCUAAAGCUAAUUAUGGUUCUGCUUGCGCUGAUGAUGAGGAAUGUGUCACACACGGGGCAACGUGUAAAGCCGAUGUUUGUAUAUGCGAUAAACUGUACAAUGAAGAUGCAGAUAGAUGUGACACAAUGUAUCUUUUCGAUUAUGGAGCGGCGGCAGGGGACGAAACACUAGCAAAUGAAAACGAUGUAUGCAGCGAAGCAAUUAUUUUCCCUCUUGGCAUCCCUUUGCUUGGCGAGAUGCACAAGCAAGCUUUCGUUUGCUCUAAUGGGCUGGUCAGUUUAGGAGAGAAAUAUUCCAAGCCGUCGCCACAGUCGCUUGAAUCGAUUAAAGACCAUUUAAUUAUCGCACCUUAUUACGGAGAUAUUGAUCAAUUCAAUCCAUCGGAUGGAGGGGUUUUCUACCGAUAUCAUGAUUUACUUAAUAGCUAUCCAAAUAUUUCAUCACCACAAGUAAAAUUGGUAGAAGAUAUUGUUGAGAAUCUUGAAGGAUUAAAGCAAUCUUCUUUUAAUGCAAGCUCUGUACUUUUUGUGACAUGGUCAAAAGCACGACCUCGACAGACAACGUUCUCUAAAGACAAGGAAGCGACAUUUCAGCUGGUUCUUGUUACAGACGGAGUCCAUACAUAUGCUAUGUACAUUUAUGAAUAUGCUCAUAUGAAUUGGACAACGCCUGAUCAUAAUCCAGAAAUUCUCAUCGGAUAUUCAAUUAGAAAUUCAACAUACUUGAACACUUACUCAUUUACACAAUAUUCUCUCAGAAUGGAUACAAAUGCUGUAACGGAAGGUGUAUCUGGACUUAUUUUGAAAAGACUUACAGACGAGAACAUGUUAAUCAAUAACUACGCCGUUGACUGCAUAACUUGGUACCGAAAAUACGAACACUUAAAGAACAGUCUCAAUGAUAUAUUUAUUACUAUGCCAAGAUGCCCUUGUGAUUUAAAGACUCUAACAUAUGAUCCAUGGUGGUGGUGGAGGAGUGAAACAAAUUCAAACGGAUUGUCUUGCUAUUACAUGUGGCCAGCGAGUAACUUUGGAGAACAUGGGAAGCAAUGUUGUUAUGAGGAUGGUUUGAUCGUGGAGGACAUGCCGAAGGCAGGUGGGCUGAUAAUUGCACAUUCGAAUAACUCACCACGCAAUAAUGCUAUGUUUGAUGUUAACCCGAAAGAAUGGUGCUGUGAAAAUUCCAACUUCUGCGACAAAUACUAUGAGCUACAUCCUAUUGGGGACUGCUACCCAUCGUCGUGGUAUGAUUUAGGCCUUUGUUGGGGAGAUCCACAUAUACGAACCCUUGACAACAUGGAUUAUACUUACAAUGGUCUUGGAGAGUUCACUCUUUUACGCCUGGCCACCGAAAAUGUCACUUUAGAAAUUCAAGGACGCACAUCUAGACCUUUAAAAGCAGACGGUACAUUGUCGUCUGCAACUAUCUUCACGGCCUUUGCAGCUUCUGAAAACGAAACUGGGGCAAGACUAUUUAUUGAGUUGAACGACGCAAAAGAUGAUAUAACGAUUUUUGCAAACAAGGCAGAUAUAACAAAAAAGUAUAAAACAUCGAAAAACGGAAAUGGUAAAAAGGAGUUUUCCUAUACUGCUACCGGUAUUGUGAUACAAAAAUCCGGGGAUGCAAUGGUUGUGCUUUUUCCUCACAGCGGUGUUUCUCUAAACAUCACUUUCGCUGCCGAAAUGCUUACUCUCAACGUAUUCGUUCCGAAAGAGUAUGAAGGAAAACCGUUAGGGCUGCUUGGAAAUUGUGAUGGCAACUCCUCCAAUGAUUUCAUUUUCCCAAACGGAACUUACUUCUUUCCAAAGAGGGACAGGGAAAUAUUUGCUUAUGCAAGUCUCUGGGAAAUUGAUGAUUCGUACUUUGAAUAUAGAAAUGGAACGGGUCAUUCGGAUUUUCACAAUGCCAGUUACAUUCCCUAUUUUUUGGAUGAGUUUCAAGAUGAUGAUUUAAAAACACAAGCAUUUGAUAUAUGUGGCGGGGAAGACAAUGUACAGUGUGUUUUUGACUACAUAUUCACGGAUGAAAGGAUAGCCAAGCAAACUUUAAGCGAUGACAAAAAGCAAAAGAUACAAAGGACUGAAAUAGAAAGGAGAACACCAGAACUUAAAGGGUGCACAGAAAUUCUAUUUGUAACUGUUGACGAGCCAGCUACAUGCAGUAUAACGGUUAGCGAUGACCCAGCGGUAGAGGUGGACUUCAAAGAUACCUUUGGUGUGGCGAAUACUUCAUUACAAAAGACUGGUGUGAUACGAGAAGUUGUUAUAACUGUGAAAGAUGAUUCUAAUCCAUCAGAUAUAAGGCUUACUGCUGUCAACACUGCUACAAAUAAAUCAAAAGAAUUAACUGUUAAGAUACUGCUAUGCAACUGUAGCGUUCACGGUCGAUGUUCAAGAGAAGAAAGACCUGAUCCGAGGUCAACAAACAUGUUUAAAUUUGCAAAAUGUGACUGUGAUGCGCAGCAUGAAGGUCCUACUUGUGAGUUUGUGAAAGAUGGCUGCAAAUCUGAACCUUGUCUGGACGGCCAACAAUGCUUCAGUUUGAAUGUCUACAAUCAAACUGCUUUGAACACCUCGUAUUUGUGCGGUCCAUGUCCAAACGGACUACGAGAGGAUGGCGAUAAAUGCCAAGAUGUUGACGAAUGCAAUGAAACGUUUCCAUGUGAACAAAUGUGUACAAACACACAAGGAAGCUACACAUGUAGUUGUAACUCUGGUUUUCGCAUUGUUUCUUCAAACACCACUCGCUGUAAAGAUAUUAACGAGUGUGACGAGGCGCUUGAUGAUUGUACACAGAAAUGCAUCAACACAGAAGGCGGAUACAAUUGCACCUGCUUCGAAGGGUUUAUAUUCGACGCCUUAAAUGAUAGCUGCAUUCCAGAUCCAGAAAACAAUUGUGAAAACGACACUUGUCCGGAAUCGGCAGUUUGUUUUUUAAAGGACGAUAGUGUCGGUUGUCUUUGUCAUAAAGGGUUUGAAUUUAAUGAGACAUCAAUACUUUGCAAAGACAUAGACGAAUGCCAACGAAGUGUUUGUAAUCAGAUCUGUAAAAACGUUGACGGAGGGUUCGAAUGUUCCUGUCUUCCUGGAUAUUCUCUGCAAGAUGAUGGAGCAUGUCAAGAAUGCCCAUUUGGAACCUGGGGUACUGAUUGCUCGGAAACGUGUAAUUGCUAUGAGGAGGGUACAGAGUACUGUGACAGAGUCAAGGGAUGCGUGUGCAAAAGUGGUUACAAAAACGAAAUAUGUACAGGAGACAUCAAUGAAUGCAUACUUAACCCUACAAUAUGCGAAAAUCCAAGAGCAAUUUGUCUGAAUACAAAGGGAUCAUUUCAAUGCAAUUGUCGACAUGGAUUUGAACUUAAGAACGGCGUUUGUGAAGAUAAAGACGAGUGUGCAAAUGCUCUCGAUCAUGAUUGCGACCAGAAAUGCAGCAACACGAUCGGCGGUUACACUUGUUCUUGCGACGAAGGAUACAUCAAUGUUAACAGAACCUCGUGCGAAGAUAUAGACGAAUGCCAGGGUAACCAAGGGGACUGUGCACAUUUCUGUGAAAACAAUAAUGGAUUCUUCCAAUGUUAUUGCAACUUUGGGUACAAACUUCGUGAUGACAGAACCAGUUGCGUAGAAAUUCAAAAUCCAUGUGCUGAAAUAAGUAAUCUUCAAUGUGAGCAUUUCUGCGUAGUCGAAACAAAUAAAGCGAAAUGUCAGUGCGAACGAGGAUAUCAGAUCGCCAACAAUGGACAGAAUUGCACAGAUAAAGAUGAAUGCAGCGACCCGGCGUUAAAUGUCUGUAGUGGUGGAGCUACAUGUUUUAACACUAAAGGUUCCUAUCAAUGUAAAUGCCCCAUCGGUAUGAAACUUGAAAAUGACCUACAUACAUGCACAGUUUGUGAUGAAUUUCACUACGGUCUGGAUUGUGCCACACAGUGUUACUGUAUUCAUGGAAAGUGCGACCAUAUCAAAGGUUGCAUUUGUGAGGAUGGAUGGACUGGUGAUAACUGUGAACUUGACCUUAAUGAAUGUGAAAGAACAACCCCUGUUUGCCCAACUGGAAACAUCACUUGUGUUAACACCCCGGGCACGUUUGAAUGCAGAUGUUCAACUGGAUAUCAAAACGUAUCAAACACAUGCUCAGAUAUUGACGAAUGCGCAAAUAGAGACAAACCAGUGUGUGAGCAGGUCUGUCAUAACACACUCGGGAGCUAUUCCUGCGAAUGUUCUGACGGUUUUGUGCUUAGACAUUCGUCUUGCGCGGAUAUAAACGAAUGUGACUCCGGAUCUGGAUGUGAUCAAGGCUGUGAAAACACUGUCGGCAGCUACCGAUGUACAUGCAGUGCCGGCUUUAAACUCGACCUCACUAACAGGAAAAAGUGUCUCCCAUUAAACGCGUGCAGCGAUGGUAAUACUACCGUUUGUGAAAACAAUAAUGCAACAUGCAUAAUGUUGGAUGGAAGAGCGAAUUGCAUUUGUAAAAAAGGUUAUGAGAACAAAACUAAAGGUCAAUGUGAAGACGUCGAUGAAUGUGAAAUGAACAACAACCCUCCCUGCAAAAGCAAGUGCAACAAUAAAGUUGGCUCAUUCGUGUGCUCUUGUGAGGAUGGGUACUUUCUGGAGAAAGACGGCAUAAGCUGCACAGACUGUAGGAAAGGUACAUAUGGACCAAACUGUAAGUUGCAAUGCUCUUGCGUUGAGGCAAAUACUGAAACAUGUAAUCUGUCAAAUGGUUCAUGUACCUGCAAUUCCGGCUGGAAAGGAGAUAAUUGUUCAGUUGACAUUGACGAGUGCAACAAUGAUAUCGAUAUAUGUCCACAUAACUCAACCUGUGUCAACAAUGAUGGUUCAUAUGUUUGUUCCUGUAACCAAGGAUUUGUUAAAGCCGGGCAGACAUGUACCGCUUGCGACAGAUUCACGUUCGGAAUAGACUGUGGAUCUACUUGUGGCAACUGUAAUACAGACAAUUCGCUGUCAUGCAACAAUGUAAAUGGAACAUGCAACUGCAGAACGGGUUGGAAAGGAGAGAAUUGUACGACAGAUGUGGAUGAAUGCAAAGACCAAUCUUCGUUGUGCACAGACAAGCUAAAUGCAACGUGUAUCAACACAAACGGGUCGUAUUCCUGCCAAUGUAUUCCCGGAUUUUAUGAAGUGGAUGGCAUAUGUGAAGAUAUAGACGAAUGCAAAGUUUCAGCUACUGAGUGCAAUCACCUAUGUGUGAACACAAAUGGUUCAUAUUACUGUACAUGUAGACCUGGACAGUUUGGAAGUGGAAACGACUGUACAUCGUGUGCUGAUAACAGUUAUGGUGUAAACUGUACGGGUAUAUGCCAAUGCAUGCAAGCAAACACUGAAUUUCCGUGUAACAAUGUAAGCGGACAAUGUACAUGUAAGGCAGGAUGGGAAGGGAAAACAUGCAGCGAGGAUAUUGACGAAUGUGUACGUGGGAACACGUGUAAAAACCGAGCGAAUUCCGGCUGCCAUAACACAAAAGGAUCGUACCUUUGUGGUUGUUUACGUGGCUUUGUUAUAGAUGGAGAUGACUGUGUAGUUGAAACCUUAACAAGCACUCCUCUUCCUGCUGGAACUAAAAGCGUUAAAAUGAGUGUUACUCUCCUAGUUAGUCUCCCCAUUGGUACAAAUUUGAAUGUUACUAGUACAUUCAACAGUGUUGCAGAGAAACUUAAACAAACACUGACGGCGCUUUAUACGGAAUACACCUCGAAAAACUUCUCCAUAGUUAUUGUGGAUAUCAGAUACGGUAGUAUUAUUUGCGACUAUUAUCUGCUCUACGACGCCCAGCAGGGAGUCGAGUUUGAAGAAGUCAUUGUUCAAUCAGCUUUGGAUAUAGCAGCAGGAAAAGAUGUCACAUAUGAUGGGCAAACAGCUUCUGCUUCAACAGACUAUUUUGGAGCUAAUGCGGAUCAAUGUGCGGUAUACCAAACGCUAUUAGGACGUUGCGAGCAUGGAUGUAUUGUUAACUUAAACAUCCCAUCUUGCAGGGUAUUUGGUAUGUACAAAUUCCGUGUGUGAUAUGGCAUGGAAACCUUUUUACAUUGUGCCAUCUUUCUUAUAACUUGAUAGUUUUCUAGGCCAAAAAUGUGAUCCUAUUUCAAAUUCAUUGCUCACGUGGAUAAUUUUCCUGUGCCUUUUAAACAGUAUACACCGUUUGUAGCUUUAAAGUGUACAAUUCACUACUAAGAAUGAAAAAAAAUGUUUAGCAUAAAUAAUAUAUCUGUAAAUUGUUCCUGAAAUGGCUAUUUAAAAUGAUGAUUUUUUUUAUUAUUAUCUUCCACUGGAUAUAAUUCAAUUAGACACAACCUAUCGAACGAUUUGGAUUGUGGUCGGAUCAGUAAUGGGGCUCCUGACAGUGCUUUUAAUUGGUGUAGCUAUUCGUGUACUUCGGACACGAACGCAGAGUUCGAAGCUCGACAAAAGGUUAGCUAAUCUACAUAGAAAGGAGCGUCCAAUGGCAGAGAAGAAGGUGCACAAGCCCGAGGGGACGGCCGAAGAACCUUUACCUGACUAUUCCGAAACAGACAGCACCUACCAUGACUUUAAUGAAGAACGUACCACUGGCGUCUUUAAUUCACCACCCAGAGUUAAUGGUAGACGGCAAGAAAAUCCUUCUAGAUACUCGACUUGGCAGAAAAUGGUAUAUAACAAAUUCGGAUACGAUACUUUUCAGGGAUUUCGCCGUUCGGUGCACUUACCAAGGAUUCAUCUACCGUCGUUCAGGGGAAACAAAGAGGAUGAAGCUAUCUAAACAAUAUCUCGCUUGUGUCGGCUUUCGAUCAAAUGCAUUUUGUGUAGCAUAAACAUUCUGCUAUUUUUCGUCAAAACCAAUUACCAGUGAUUUUCAAACAACUGUAUAUACUUAUCUUACAAUAACAAAAACAUUUUUGAGUAAUUGUAUUAUCCCGCCAACAUCUGUUCUGUUUAAGCUAAAACUGUUUAAGCUAUUUAGCUAAAACAUGACAUUUAAUGUUUUCGUUCUUGUUCGUUUUUGUUAUUCAUUGUUCUAUUUCAUACUCAUUUACCAUUGCUAUGUAUGUAUUUGUACAAAGAAUGUAUUGAAUUCUAACAGUAUAUCUACCAUUACAUUUUUGAGUAAUUGUAUUAUCCCGCCAACUUCUGUUCUGUUAAGUUUAUUCAAUCUUAACAGAAUUGUCUUUUUUGUUGUAGUACUUGUUCGUGUUCGGUGAUUUGGGAAGAAAUAAUAUUCACAAAAAUCUAUGACAAGUAAAGACCUUGCUUAUACUAUGGUUGUUUAAAUUGAAAACGUUCACAUCGAACAUGUACUAACACUUAACGAUAUGCAUCAUUUUGCAUUGCAUUGUGUCAUGUUAUAUAAGCUGAUUGGCGAUAUAAUUAUUAUCCCUCACCGGUGGAGGGAGAUGAACACUCUCAAAGGUGUUCGUUGGAUGCCAUUUAUUAUUGAUCAUGAAAAGUGAAAACGUAUAAUAUAAUGUGUGUACAAUCACAGAGUUGUAGAGCUAACGGAAUUAUUGUCCUUUUAUUUUCUACCCUAUUCUUUUUAAUUAUUACCUUUUUAUAUACUCUGUGGAAUAAUACUUAACCUGGAGUCUUUGAAAUGUUUGGCAAUGAAUCAUAUCUAUAUUCGAAUUUGCUUGUUAAAAUUGACGUCCUUCUGAGUAACUUUAUGAAUUGAGUAUGAACGACGUUAAAGAAUAUCAUUUUACCACUUGUAAUUAUAUCAAAGAAAUGAUGUAUAAGAUUCACACUCUGUGUAGGAUUCCCCGAGAUAGACACAAAAAAUAAUAUCACAAAUAUGUUUUAACUUAUUUCAUUGAUAGCUCGGGCAUAGUCUUUCAUACGUCAUUCAAGGUAUGCACAUAUUUUACGUUUACUUUUCGUGAAGGACUAUGCCCGAAGAUUUCACUUUCUGUAUUAAAAUGAUCUUGUGACAAAAUGCACUAGUUCCCUACUGAGGAUUACAAAAUUAAUUGUAAAUAUGUUGUACUCUUAUUUUCGUUCUACUGAGAACUAUUUAGCUAAAACAUGACAUUUAAUGUUUUCGUUCUUGUUCGUUCUUUUAUUCAUUGUUCUAUUUCAUACUCAUUUACCAUUGCUCUGUAUGUAUUUGUACAAAGAAUGUAUUGAAUUCUAACAGUAUAUCUACCAUUACUUUUAUUCUUGGAAUAAAACAGUUUAUAAUGUU